AUGAGUUUCUCAACCUUACUAUUCAGUAAAAAAGGAGGUGCACACCCCAACAGGACUUAUUUCCAGCUAAAUGAUGUUACUAUUGGAAUUUACACCAACUGGUACGAUUGGCAGCAAAUCACAAAUAAUUGGACAGGAGCCAACAGUUCACUUUUGUGGUACUGGAAUGUCCUUGGCACAGGCCCGUAUGGCGAAGCAACGGAUGACUUUAGCGACUUUCACAGUUUUGCAAAGUGGUCGGCUGCCGGAGUAAAACAGUUUGGCCAGCAGGUGCCAGUGUGUGGAGUGAAUGUGAAUAGAGACAUAUUCGACACAUCUCUAUCAGCAGUAACAGCAACCUCAACAGGAAGAAUUGUGGACAAGAGGCCAUUUGUUGGAGGCUUCAUAAACACAGAAAGGUCAUGA
Messenger RNA from Cooperia oncophora, 405 nucleotides. The record is from the annotation of a GenBank genome assembly. Lineage: Eukaryota; Metazoa; Nematoda; Chromadorea; Rhabditida; Trichostrongylidae.